Molecule: messenger RNA, 9675 nt
Organism: Amyelois transitella
Lineage: Eukaryota; Metazoa; Arthropoda; Insecta; Lepidoptera; Pyralidae
Product: zinc finger protein 555
Exons: 7
Coding region: 263-2296 (677 amino acids)
Source: RefSeq, a predicted model, not a curated record
CACAAAACCACACGUUUUCUUGGCGUUGUUUGUCCCGGCAUUGAAUUUUUCACUCCAAUUUAUCUUUGAUUUCAUUUCUUGUGAUGUAAAAUGUAGUGAAAUACUUAACAGUUAUCCAAUUUCAAGUAUUCAUCUAGUUUUACACCGCACUCCUUCGGAACCAUGUAGCAGAUACAAUAGAGUAUUAUGAUUUCUACAAUAGCAGCGCCAAUGCCACCCAUAUGACAUGAUGCAACGAUAAUUGGAGCACAAUCUGGUCGCCAUGGCUUCUCCCGCGCCGCCAAUUUUCGGCACCGAGCCCAAAAUGCUAAUAGCAACCGCUAAACUAACUACAAUCGACUUGAUCGGCGGCAUCAAGUGCCACCUCUGCCUUAAUACAUUUGGAAACAAGAAAGAAUUUGACACUCACUAUCUGAAUCACAAUACGGGGAGCCCUAACAUUGUGUAUACUUGUGUAGUAUGCCACAAAGAAAUGAAUGCCUACCCAGCUUUCCGUAACCAUUGCUAUUUGAUACAUGUUGUGAAAGAUAAAUUCAAAUGCAAAGACUGUUUCAAAACAUUUUCAAAACACAGCAUUCUACAGCAGCAUAUGGAUACAAUGCACAAGUUUGUUUGUGCAACAUGUAAACAACAAUUCCCAAACAAGAAAGAAUGGCAAAUGCACCAGGUGACGCACAAAAGUGACAGCCCACCGUAUGACUGUCAGAUUUGCAAGCAGUCCAUACAAACGGUUGAUGACUGCGAACAACACGUUGACGAACACAGCACAGUGACAUACUCAUGUCCAAUUUGCAACGAAACAAUCCCAGACAAAAGCUUAACUGUUGAACAUUUAGUCAAACAUUUCGGAGUGCCCGAAGAUAUCAUUCCGGAAUCAGAAGUCGAAAUUCUAGAGGAAAGUUCCAUAGAUUUGAUUGGAAUUCUCUGCUGUUACUGCGGUAUAACUUGUAAGACGCGUUCGGAAUUCGAUCUGCAUUUCAUUGAGCAACAUAACAAGAAUAUCAUAUACUCCUGCAAUAUUUGUGGCAAACAGUAUGAUAAAUAUAACACUUUUGGGAACCACUGCUACUAUCAUUACUCCAAAGGCAGAUUCGAGUGCGACGAGUGCGACAAGUCGUUCCCGCGGCUGUCGCUGCUGGUGCUGCACACGGCGGCGCGCCACGCCACAUUCGACACUCCAAAAGACCUGAAAGACCACCAAGCAGUCCACAAAACUGGUAACCUUUGCCAACACUGUGGCCUUCAAUUCACCUCGCUGAUGGCAUGCGAACGCCACAUACCGCUGCAUCGCAAGAAACAGUAUACAUGUCCAGUAUGCAACAGGAGCUACGCAGAGAAAUAUCUCGUCAUGAAACACAUACAACAUCACUUCUCCUCAGUUUUACAUCUAUGUAAAAUCUGCGGUAAGAUAUUCAACGCCAGGAACCGUCUCGUGCAGCACAUCAAAAUUCAUUCGCAAGAACGCAGCCACAAAUGCACUUUCUGUGGCAAGGGCUUCGUCAAAGAGCAACAGUUGACGCAACAUCUGAACAUUCACACGGGCCUGAAGCCGUUCCAGUGUACCGUGUGCCCGAAGACGUUUGCCAGCCAACCCAAUUGGCACAAACACAUGCGGAGGAUGCACAACACUAGCAAAGUUACAAUUGAAAAGACUGCUUAUGGUACCGUUGGUGAAACGUUGAAAAUGCAAACGCAGAAAUUGAAUAACAACAAUUUGGUUAAAGAUGAUUUUGUUGAUUCGACAAGCUCAGAAAUGGAGUCUUAUUCGUUCGUGGGAGAGUCUGAUGAUAGUUUGGUGGAGUCCGAUGGGAUAGAUCCGGUGGCUAUGGAGCAGGAAUCAAAGAUAUUUGAAACAAACAGUGUGGAAACUAAUGUCGAUAUUAUCGAGAGUUCCGGAGGUAAUAAUAUAGAACAGGAGACCAUAGAUGUGCCACAUUUUGAUGAUUUAAUGCCCGUGGACAGUGUUGAUUCAUUUGUGGCUGCCGUAACAGCAUCAGCAUUCGCCUCACCAACUCCUCAACCAGGCUCCGGGCCACCACAGGAGUACGGACCUGAUUUCGGUAAGGACUCCACAGGUUUCCUAGACCUGGAUGACCAGAUACUCCCACACAUAGAUCCGUUGCUCACAAUAAAACCGGACAUGUAUUCAAACGAUUAUAACUUCCAAUACGAAAAUUACGAACAGUAUAACGACUCGAAUGUCUAUAAAUGGGAGCCGAUAAUUGCUAAAGUAUUUUCAGGGGCCUACGGGUAUGAAUCUGAUGGUAGGAUGUCAGUGAACACAGAUAUAUUUUAACACCGAUACAUAUAUGUAUGUAUGUUUUAUCGCUGGAUAGACAGUUUAAUGGAGAAAAUUUUAAUCGUUUUCACAUUUGUUCACAAUUAUAUAGUUUUCUAGCCCGUUGUAAAUCAAAUUUAGUUUUUAUUUUUACUUUUAUUUUGGAUAGCUAGUUGUUAUUUCAAUACAGCGAAAAUAACAUAAAUCCAAAUAUAAUUCCCGUGAUUUUGCUAAAUAACAGUACCGUAACGAAAAAUCCCGUUUUUUUUGUCAAGUAGGUACUCGAAACAAUAAGCAUUACAACAAAUUCUAUCCAGCAUUUAUGUAUAUUAAAAAUCGGUGUGUAUGUUAAGAACAGAACCAUUUUAGACGUUGAUAGUUGAAUAGUAUUCUUUAUAUCUAUAGUGGCUAAACGGCUUCGGCAAACGAGAUUCAACAUCCAUGCUUUUUUUUAAUAAAAAAAAAAGAUAUUCGCGUUUGUCUGAAGCAGUUUUCCAUACAUAUGAACUACCUCACGCCGAAACGAUUAUAUACCUCAUGUAAUCCAUAGGAGCUAUUUUAAUGUAACUGUUGUUUAUACAUUUUGUAACAUAUAUCCCACCAAACAUUAGAUAAAUGUAUCAUUAUUCAUAACUAAGCUACCUCAUUUUUAGUUUUUUUUUAAGAUGCGGUUUAGUGAAUCGCCUAAGGAACGAAAAUGUUUCGUGUGUCGGAGUGUUAGCUGAAAAACAUUUAAAUAAAAGUGUUUUUUUCGAAAAAAGAAAAAAGUUUUGACUUGUUAGAAUGCAUUUUUGUGUCCGAGAACAUAAUUUCAACAAAAUUCGUAUCAUAAUUGGGUUUCUAAAGAUAGUUCCUUUUUUUUACUAAUAUUUGAAAACUUUUUGUGUACAUACUUCGACUAUUUUUUAUUUUAUUAAUAUUUUUUUUACAAAAAACAGUCGGUACAAAUUUUUAUAUAAAAAAAAAAAGAUUUUUAGCCAUAACUAACACUCCUCCACACAUAAAAAUGUAUAAUAGUGUACUUGUGCCAUUUUCAUCGUUUCAUUUGUUCUCUUGGCAGGUUGAUGUAAUUUUAUAAAUAUGUAGUUUCAUUGUAUUAUAGAAUCGUAAUGUGGUCACCACCACCGGGGUUGGCCACAAACGUUGACAAGGCAUAUGCCUCAUCUAUUCUCUUUUUAAAUAAACUAUUUUUUUUUUCUUUAUUUCGUUAUGGCAAUCAAAUCCUUCGUAAGCUUAUUUUGGCCAGUGUCGAGUUUUAAUUAGUCCUCUCAUUGCUUGGCCAUUUGAGACUUUUUGGGUCAUAACAAAAGUAGUCACUAAUCGUCGUAACUCCAGCACUCAUGCCUGUCCAUGAACACUUAAAUAUCAAUAAUUCACAUUUUUAAAAGAUUAAUAGUAAAAAAAGCACAUUUAAAAAUAUAAAAAACUAGAGGCCGCCCGCGACUUCGUCCGCAUGGAAACCCUAUCAAUCCCGCGGGAACUCUGGGAUAAAAAGUAGCCUAUGUGUUAUUCUGGGUCUUCAGCUACCUAUAUACCAAAUUUCAUGGUAAUCGGUUCAGUAGUUUUUGCGUGAAAGAGUAACAAACAUCCAUACAUCCAUACAAACUUUCGCCUUUAUAAUAGUAGUAGGAUUGCAGCUCAAACAACAUGACGUUUGGGUUCCCGCCAAAAAGUUCUUCCUCAGAGUUCAACUCAAUGUCUUGGUACUAGAUUUUAAUCUUAUUUCACUUAGUCAUAUAGAUCGAUCAAUGAUUUAUUUGAUGCUACAAAACACGCAUAAGUUAAAACAUUGGUACAUGAAUGAAGACACAAAUAUUUCAAGAUUGUUAUACGCGUGUAACGAGCCAAUUUAUGUUUAUUUUAUUUGACUUUUUUUAACAAAUGCGAUUUUGGUUUAAAAUGUGUUUUUUUUAACUAAAUGAGAGGGAAGAUAAGAAAUAAGCCUUGUCAACUUUUGUGAAUAAUCCCGCACAUCGCUCAACGAUUGUAUUCGUUUCAGAUCAGUAAUCGAUUGAUUCGAUCCAAAGUUUUAGGCUAAGAAUUUGGUGAAAAACAGCUUUGUAAAUAUUCGACUAUAUUUGUUUUGCGGCACUCCAUAAUUUGCAUUUGAAUUUAUCUUCAUUUGAGCUUGCUGUGGCGGCGGGGUCGGUCGUUUUUACUGCAAGGAAAAAAAAGAAAAAUAACAAAAAAAAAAAAUUUGUCCGCUUUCCGCCGCCCGCUCUUGCAUUUCAAUUCGAUUCCUUUUUUUUAUUAUUAUUAUAAUGAAAACCGCGUCGCAAAGCGACUCGGUUUUAGUGUAAGUGAAUCGAUAGUGCUGUGAUAUUUUAUGUAUAUUUAGAGUUAAGAAUUUUGAGUGUAACGUAAUGAGUGAGUACAAAGAUAAAGAGUUAUUUAUCAUGAUAAAUAAACGAUCUUCAGCCGACGGACGAACGUCCGGUCGCGAUCCGGCCGCGCAUACGGUGCGGCCCUCACAGUUGGUAAUACAAACUUUAGGCAUGACAUGCAAAAGUCUCCCAGAGUUUCCAUAUGUAUGCGCUAACAAUGAAUUUGGGAAUAUUUCCUCAUUAAAUAUACGACACAGGUGUUACUUAAUGUAGCAGUCGAAUGCUGCGUAUAAAUGUUGUUAAAAAGAUUUGAUGAAUAUAAGAUAAUACUCCGAAAUAUAUUUUGGAGAGAAGUAUUUACAAGGAGGUAAGGGGUCUUAGUGAUAAAACGUAUCCAAAGACUGUUAGGUAUUAUGAGUUCUUUGAACUUAAAAUUUGACUUAUAAGUCGGGGAUAAUGCGGAUAAAGUCAGAUACGCAAAAUUUAAAUAGACCACGUGUGUAGCUAUCGAAAAUCAUAGGCUUUGACAGGAUUGACUAAAUUAAUGAGCAAGAUUGGCGCCUCAGUCACAUGCAGAGGGUAGUGGGCAGUUUGCAAAAUUAUAAAAAAAGAAUACACGGCCGAUAUAUUGGUGGCAUGCUAGAGUCGGCGACUCCGUGCUUCAUCAAAAUUAAAAAUUAGGUGGCGGCGGUUGAUUGCGCGCGAAACGGGGAGAUCUGGCAAUUUGUUGCGGCACUUUUUCAUGAGAAUAUUCUCAUAAUAAAUGAAUAGAUAGGUUUAAUGCCUUCGCUGAUUAUUAUCUGACUCGAAUGAGUCUUAAUGAUGGCAAAUUCUUGCCAUGUGGUAAGACAGUCUUCUAUCCAAACUAAGAAUUUGGAAUUUAAAAAUCGAAUCAAAAUAAAGAUGGAAUGUUCGAAAUUUAAAAUACACCGCGUGAUCAAUGGCCGCCCCACUUCGUGUCCGUUGCUGGGCGCGUGGAGUCGCGCACACAACGGAUGCGCCUCAUAAGCGCGCUGGAGCCAACCACUUCAGCGCGCGAGCUUACGACAGUAAGGUUACAUAGCAUAAUGGAUUCAUAAUAAAAUAGUACUUAUUCAAAACUUCUAUAAUCAUAAUUGGAAUUGUACCAUUUCGAUGUAAAAUUUCGUCGCAUAGGGUGCACAUUGUGCCGUUUUUUCGAUAAAUAUUUAGGUUUGGAAAGGGUUUUGAAAUUUAAAAAAGCGAUUUUGUUAUCGGUGUGCUAAGUGCGGAGUGCUUAAUUUCGGUCACUAGCGCGUAAAAUAUACGCAACCGCGAACUGAAAAAUAAUUAAAUUGCGAUAUUGGAUAAUAAAAAUAAGGAAUUUUAAGGUAAAUUAUUGCUAUAUAAAAAAUUCAAAAUCGCUUUUUCAUCUUUGAAUACACAAAAACCGCGAGUACAUUUCAAAAUUAGAAAAAGAAAAAUAAUAUAGUAUCGUAAACAAAAACCUCGAUUGUUCCCUUUGCGACCGUAUUUGUCCCUAGCUUUUAGGUGUUUAGGAUAGAUAAAGCACAGGGUAUUGUGGUUCUAUUUUAGCGGAAGCGUUAAAGACUCGAUAAGUAAGACAUCCGAUAUAGAAGGUUGGUAAUACUACCCCAAUACCCGCGAAGUGUAGAUCCGAUAUAAAUCUGUUUAAUGUAAGUCUAUCAUCACCCACUAUACGUUCCUUUGUUGUCUAUGAUAAAUGUAAUCGAUUAACUCGCAUUUUUUAUACGGUGACCUUUUCUGUUUGAAAGUGGCGAUGAAUUAAUUUUUUUUUGUAAAAUUGACAUCUCAUAAUGAUUUUAUUAAAUAAGGUCAUUGAGCUCAUGGUAAUUUUUUUUCUAGAAUUAUUUAGGUCGAUGUGUGAAGUUUAUAAACUAUUUAUUUUUUUAAUAAUCAACCGCCAUCGUCGAUUUCAGUUUCUUGUUAUAGACAUAAUUAUGGAGUAUUUACUUUAAAACGGACCUUAGUGACGUAGAUUUUUGGCCAUGUUUCAAAAUGGAUUCGGUCACCACCGAAACUGCCAGUUAAUUAUCCUUAAACGUUGUCUUAUACCUAUUUCUACAAACUGAUGUCCGUCUGUUUUGGUAGUAUUGUAAUUUAAAUAUUGUAAAAAAAUUAAAAAAAAAACAUAUAUCACGUAUAAAAUAAAAAUAAAAAAUCAUAUACCUAUUUGCUGUUGCAAAAACUAUGUGUUUGUUUUAAGUAUGUUAUUAUUAUCGUGUGAUGAUGAUGUAAUGGAAAGAUGAAGUAUUGAAAACUGUCUAUUUUUUAGACAUAAUACCGUGAAAAGUCAAGUAAGGAAUUGGUAAAAUAUAGUUUUUGAACGACACGACAGCACAAAACAAAACGUGGUAAAUUGAUUGAACAAUUAGUAUUGUUCAAUGCUUGAAUUGCAAUGGUUAAUUCUGUUUUCCAACAAUCACCUCGUCACAUGAUUAAGGUUUGGUAAAGAACCCAGGGUUUUGAAACCUUGCCGACGACUAGCAACUAGCGGAAUGAAGUCGGUCAGACCUAAGUCCGACGAAGUGGGCGGCACGCUGCACAGCCCCUUAGGAUGUAACAGGAAAACACCAUGAUAACAUUUGAAAUCUAAAAAAAUAUCAAGCGUACCAGAACGAUUUUAGUAGCAUGUGGUAUUAAUAUAAUUUUUGUUUUAAUAUAUUUAAAUAAUUAGCGUGACAUCAGUUUAAAAAUUACAUUUAAAAUUAAUAGAUGUUGAAGUAUCCAUUCAAUGUUACAUAAAUACAUAGUGCGAGAAUUCUUUCGUUUAAUUUUUUAGAGCUUCAAAAUGCAUAAUAAUUGGUUUUAGAAUUUAUAUUUCGAAAGUCGAGUUAAUGUUAUUUUGGUAUUGUGAACUUUUUGUACAUAUAUACAACUAUAUACUUUACACCAAUACGAAAUGUGGAUUAAUAUCAUAUUUAGUACCUCUAUAUCAUUCGAACGUAGUGGCGUAGCUAUUGAAUGGUGCCCAGGGUUAUUUAAGUUUUUUAAGCCAUCUUAAGAGCCCUCUUUGAGUUGUAAAUGAUUAGUGUUUUUAUUACUGUAAAAAAGAACAAAUUUAUAAAAUAUGCGCUCUAUCGUAUAGUUCUUCAAGUGUUUCUCGCAAAUUAAGGGCAUUAUUUGAACUUCUUCAAAUACGCAUGCUUUUUAGCGCUAUUGGCGCUGUUUAACCAACAUUAGAAAAGGUGAAACUGUGUAUCAAUUACUCGCAUAUUUUUAUUAUUUGUGCGUAUAAGAAAUGCUUUUUAAAAAGGGAUGCUGUAAAUUGAAUUGUUUGUUAUGUGAUAUUUUUAGGGCGAAGAAAUUGCGUCCCUUAUUUUAAUUCUGUCCGACUUGCCCCGUAUCUUGCUACACUAUUAAUAAUGCGCCACUUAGAUAUAGUAGGGAAUAUACUGUUAACACAUGUUAUUAUUAUAUACAGUUUUUUUAAAUGGUAUCUCAUUAUAUAUUCUACUAAUAAUAAUCGCUCUACAAGAUAACUGGUAAAAUGCCAACGACAAUACUUCCAUCCAUUAUUAAUAAUAGAAAGCAAUAGUUAAGAGGUCACAUGCAUUAUUAACUAAUGAAAAUAAUUAGCGCGUUAUGUCCGCCAUUUAUAUUUUGUAAUAUUACGUACAUUGUUUUAAUACCAACUGUCAAAAUGGUGUUAUCGUCCCUUUUACUCACGUUUAGUGCCGGCCAAAUUGUUUUACUUGUCCAACUUUGUAUAACAUACCUAACACAUCGAAUAUUUCGUAUAUUGAUGGCCAUGUGAAUGGUAAAAUUUUCGAUAUUUAAAAAAAAUAAAUAUCCCAUACCCGAAUGCCGUUUCGGUAAUUUAAUUUUUAAUUUGUUGUAAUUUUUAUUUUGUUGCCGUGUGGUUCCCGGUGCCGUGUGGUUCCCGGCACCAAUACAAAACAGAAUAGGACCACUCCAUCUCUUUCCCAUGGAUGUCGUAAAAGGCGACUAAGGUAUAGGCUCAUAAACUUGGGAUUCUUCUUUUAGGCGAUGGGCUAGCAACCUGUCACUAUUUGAAUCUCAAUUCUAUCAUUAAGCCAAAUAGCUGAACGUGGCCAUUUAGUCUUCAAGACUGUUGGCUCUGUCUACCCCGCAUGGGAUAUAGACGUGACGAUAUGUAUGUAUGUAUUUGUUAAAUAUAAAAGAAAUCGAAAACAAAAUUGUUCACACUGGACAAUUGACAAGUACGGAUAAAUAUAUUGCGUCGUUUUGACAGCUGGUACCUAUUUGUAAUAUGAUUUUUUUUCAAGUGGUCAUACAAAAUAAUUUUGAUUUAUAUAAUAAUCUUUUUUUUUUUAUUAAUCCUUUAUACAAUUCCCAAUUUGUUGGUGUAAAGAAUAAAGUCGGCUUUUGCUUAUUUUUUUGACACGAAACGUGUAACUAUACUUUUAGAGUUGUAUUUGUGGAACAAGCUUCUAGUUGUAAAUAUAUCGCUAUUACGGUUUCUAUAUAAUUACAUCCUAUAUUGUAAUAUUAUGGCGAAUCUUGUAUUGACGGAUGUCGUAGAAGCUUUACUUCAUGUUUCUUAGUUUUGAAAUCGUGACAUAAGCAGUACCACCGAAUUCUAUGGUAGAAGCCAUAAUAUAGAACAAAAUAAGUAUAUAUAGUAUCUGUGCAAACGAAGAUGUACGAACAUACCAGCAAAUAAAAAAAACAAAAGAAAUGAAUGAAUGGAGAACGCUCCACUUUAACUCCAUCGACACGAGUUAGCUCUUAAUAUACUUAGCAACUACUAUGUAUUGUCAAAACAGAAUUGAAAUUUUGUUUUAUCGAAAAUCAUUGGAGAUUUUUUUUUUAACAUAAAAAUUGCCGAAGCGCAGUGUUAACAGCAAUUUGCUACAUCCGUCAAUAUGUGAGAUCCGCUAUAUACCUUAUAAUAAAUAGAAAUAUAUUUGAAUUCAAUAUUACACGCCUCCAUAAGUAGAAUAAAGACAGAAAUGACGAUAUUUUAUUGAAAUAAAUUUUGAUCACAUUUACAUACUAUCUACCCGCUUUAAAUAAAAUGUACAAAUAUAGAUAUUAUAUAUAAAAGGCGUUUAAUUUUCAAAUGUGUUUCUAUUUGACAAGUUAAAA